Messenger RNA from Anopheles funestus (African malaria mosquito), 2957 nucleotides. Its product is annotated as serine/threonine-protein kinase PLK4-like. Gene Ontology annotation, molecular function: protein kinase activity; ATP binding. Gene Ontology annotation, biological process: protein phosphorylation. The coding region runs from base 774 to 2894 and encodes 706 amino acids. NCBI's taxonomy places the organism in Eukaryota, Metazoa, Arthropoda, Insecta, Diptera, Culicidae. The transcript is spliced from 5 exons. The record is from RefSeq and is a predicted model, not a curated record.
UCUGUCAACCUGCAUAGAACAAACCAGACAAACACGACAUAGAACAAAACAGUUUGAUUUUGUCUUGCAUGUCUGUGUCACACCUUGAAACUCUCUAUACCUUGUCAAAUUUCACCGAAGCGGUUUGUGUGCUGGAUUGCUUUGUUAAUAGUUAUUGUGGAACAGAGAAUUUCAGAUUUUUAGCGUACAUAAAAUCACCGAAAUUGGAAUAAAACGAGAUAAGAUUGCUUAACGACAGUACUAGGCAUUGAAAUUGUCGAUGGAGUGACAGUUCUGCACGACAAUUGGCAGAGCACCUUUCGAACAGUGUCGUGUUUGUCUGGUUUGUUUGGCUGUUCACAGCGCGCUGCCUUACACAUCCAAUCAAAGAACCCUUCUUUUUACACGGAUCCGCUCUCAAAAUUGUCAAAUUUCGGAGAAAAAAAUCGUAGCGAUCAUUUUUUUCCUAAACUUUUACCGAAACUACACGUCAACGGACCAAAAUGGUCCGUUCGUCACGCUCUCUGCACACCGGGUACGCUCGCCAUAGUGAGAUGCUCUCUCAUUGUCAUUUGGGCGAUAUAUUAAUUUUGUUAGUUGGGUCAACGCUAUGGUUUGAAAUAAAACGCAACUGUCAGUACUGUCAGAUUGACAAUUUCAACAUGCCAAGCGUAAAUUAACGCACGAACGGCGACGCUGUGCCGCGUACACGAAUUGUUUACCUAUAGUUUUAUUUGUGAAAUUUGGUUUAUUGAUGUGCUGUUCAAACCGUUCCGUUAAUACCAAGUGCUAAAAUGAUGGGAAAAUUGGGAGAGAAAAUUGAGGAUUAUACCGUAUAUGAGGUUCUAGGUAAAGGUGGAUUUGGAUGUGUGUAUAGAGCGAGAUGUUUGUUAACAGGGUGUUUUGUUGCGAUCAAAAUGAUCAACAAACAAAAGAUGCACUCGUCAGGAAUGGCUAUCCGGGUUCGGCAAGAAGUAGCAAUACACUCGAAACUAAAACAUGCUUCUAUUUUAGAGUUAUACACAUUUUUCGAAGACUUUGAUCACGUUUAUUUGGUAUUGGAAUUAGCAGAAAACGGAGAAUUGCAGCGUUAUCUACGUGAACGGAACAAACCUUUCAGUGAACAUGAAGCCGCAUUGGUUUUUCGUAGUGUGGUUGACGGAUUGCUAUAUUUGCAUGCACUAAACAUAUUGCACCGUGAUAUAUCGCUAUCCAAUUUGUUAAUAACAAAAGACAUGGGAAUCAAAAUUGCUGAUUUCGGGCUUGCAACUGAACUAAUGCAGCCCGAUGAAAAGCAUCAUACAUUGUGCGGUACUCCGAACUACAUUUCACCAGAAGUAGCCUUACGCACAUCACACGGUUUGCCGGCCGACGUAUGGGGCUUAGGAUGUAUGUUGUACACCUUACUAGUGGGGAAACCCCCCUUCGACACUGAUGGAAUCAAGUCAACGUUGGCGAGAGUGGUAACGUCUGACUAUAACUUACCAGCCCACCUAUCUUCCGACGUGAGCGAUCUAAUUGAACGAUUGCUCAAGAAAAAUCCCAUUGAACGGAUCAAGCUAGAAGAAGUGCUUAGUCAUCCUUUUCUUACCCGUUACGAUCUGGGAUCCAAAAUGUACGCUUCAAACAGCAUAAAUCAAAAAUUCACGUGCAGUACAGACAGCGGCAUGGGCACAAUAUCUAGUACUAUCGGAUCUAGCAAAUCGGAUUUUUUCAAAAUGUCCUGUAGCAACACAUUAAGCAGCAGCAGAUACAAUGACCGUCCAAACGAUAUUCAAAAGUACGAGCAAAACACACUAAAUCUACGAUAUCUGGCAAACGUAAAAGAUAAUGAAAUGGCAAGCAUGGAUUCGCGUCAGUUUCUAGCAGAACCAAACAUUUCAUUCCUGCAAAAGUUUAAUAGUAUGGAGCUGUUGGAAAAAUAUAAUAUCACUUGUAAAAAAGUUGCCGGACAGGAAAAAAGUAUGCAUAUGUUAAGCUCAUCUAAGGCAUCAACUAACAAAACUGGAACACAAUCAACAAAUACGCCAAGCAGAAACGACAAUCAUCCAUUUGCUACUCCGUUACGAGUUCCGCAACAUGGCUAUAUGUUUCACGCAAAAGAAACCAUAAAACAUCUGCAGAAUGAUUCAUACGGCAAGGAAAAUAAUACACCUAGAUGCUUAAAAAAUCUUUCUCAAAAAAACAUUCGCUUGCCACCUCGGUUCGACACGUUGCGAUUGUUACCGACAAGACAUCGAACAAAGUUUCUAAUUCUAUCUAUUGUCGCCGAAUGUGGCGAGGUUGUGCUAGAAUUUCUCAAAUCUAAAGGACGACAGCAAGAAGAUCGUGUUGUGGACGUAUGUCGCAUAUCUGGCGACGGAAUUAGAUUUAUGCUGUACCAGCCAGAUGGUAGUCGAGGUGUGCCGAUUAAAAAUGAACCUCCAGAUUUGCCAUCAGGUGGGGUGGAUUGUAUAUACAACUAUGAAGAUAUUCCUGAAAAGCAUUGGAAGAAAUAUGUGUACGCUGCUAGAUUCGUGAACAUGGUUAAAGCAAAAACACCCAAAAUUACGUUGUACAGUGACAAAGGAAAAUGUCAGCUGAUGGAAACCAUGCGAGACUAUGAAGUUAUCUUUUACGACGAUACCAAAAUAACCCUAAGCUCAGCAAACGAUGAGAUCAAAAUGAUCGAUGGAAGCGGCAAGGUUUAUCGAGGAUUGUCAACUAUAACAGCGGCAGAUAUCGAAAAGCUUAAUCAUUUUCAGGAUUCGCACGAACACUGUUUAAGGAUUGAAAAACUGCUUUCAACCGUAGCACAUAGCGGGAAAACGUUCCCCGCAAUUAUUGGAAGACGUCCAGCCGGCAUCGAUAACAACAUUUCGGCGAGGAAAGAUAUGUCUAAGUAUCGAUUUUAUUCGCUGAAUGAACAUACAUAAUACAGAAUAGUCCGGUGUAAAAUGUAAUUGACUUGCAUAUCCGAGACUACACGAAAAACAACA